GGAACUUUCAGGAACAGACGUGAUUCAGCGGAACCGUGCUUGUUCAUCAGAAACGUGCGUAAACUUGCGUUUGAGCAAUCGACUGCACAUUCACUCUGUGUAUACACAAAGGAUUUGGUCGCAAGCAUCUCGUUUGAAAGGAAAAUUUAGUGCGAAUACCACGGAGCACGUAUUAUAAGGAAGAUGCCAGACAACACACGACGCGAGCCACACGCGGCCAAGGAAGAAGCAGCGGCGGAGCAGAAGUCAGGCCAGCCCAAAGACAUCACGCCGCUCGUAUGCAGCCUAAUCGACAAGCUGACGGUGAAGGCCGAUAGUAAGCUGCAUGACGUGGGCAUCACCUUGCCGGCCAAUGGGAACCAGCCGGAACGGUUCGUCUCGCUGAACGAUCUGCUGCGGGAGUACAAAACGAUCGAGGACCUGCAGCGCCUGCACGAAAUCGCCGUCGACGAUGAGUUCAAGCUGACGCAGGCGAAGAGCAACGAUCCGCUGUACGAGAUGAUCGCGCAGACGAUGCACAACGCGUUUUGGGACUUGAUGCGCGAGGAGUUGGCGCAAGAUCCGCCGCAAAAGGAGCGCGCCAUCAAUUUGCUGAUCGACAUCCGUAAAGCGUUCCGCGCGCUGUUGGAGGGUAACAACGACGGCGCUUUGCGCCAAGUCGAGGCCCUUCUGGACCCGGCGAAGGUCCACCUGGCGAUCGAGCAUGAUGUGAACGCGGUGGGCUUGUACACCAAGUUCAUCAUCGACUUGAUGGGCAAGGCGUGCUCGAAGGCGCGCGACGAGAUGGUGAAGGAGCUGGAGAAGAAAACCGACCUGGUCGAUCGGCUGCGCGGCAUCAUGGAGUUGCUCGAGCUGAUGCAGCUCGACAUGGCCAACUUCGAGCUCAGCGAGGCUCGCGGAGAGGUGGUGAAGCACUCGAUCGAGUACGAGCGGGCAAAGUUCUACGAGCUGCUCCAGCAGUCGCAUCCCAUCAGCUGCCCAGCAACGGAGGACUGGCUGCGUCGUGCCUACCGACGCUACAUGUCAUUCAAUGCCCCGUUGCCCAUGCGCAUGAAGAAGAUAGCCGACGCCAACGACGACGACGACGCCGCCGCCGCCGCCGGGCCAUCAACGGCACGCCAGGAGCCUGCUCUCAACGUUAUGGCGGUGAUGAACUACGCCUACGGCGAACUGUUCUCUCCGGAACCGGAAGUAAUGAUCCCGGAGGUGUUCAAUCUCGACGUUGAGCGCGUGAAGCGGAUGCGAUCGGAGAUGCUUCGCCUCGCCGUUUGCGCCGCCACGGUCUACAUCGCUUCCCAGGGUGAAGUUCCGCUCCCGGAGGAGCAGCGGCAGCAGCUGGCCGACCAGGUGAUGAUACUGGCUAAGGACUGCUCGACCGUCGCCGCCAUGAAGGAGCAGCUGGAGAGCCUGUGGGUCCAGGUGCGCCCCACGCUGUCCGCGCGCGUCACCGCCGAGCAGGAGGUGGCACUGAAGGCCGAAAUUCUCAAGCUAGCGGGCGAUCGCUCGCAAGUCUACGUUUUUCUCCUGUCCAAGAUUGCAUACUAUCUGGCCACGGUAACUGACUCGCCGGACGGUGGCGCCGCUAUCCCCGUCACCUUCAAGUAUUAUGCCACCGAGCUCGCCAAGCUGGGCAAGGCCUACCGAAAGCUCAUUCGCCAUAAUCGUGCCGUCCACGGCGACUUUUACAAGCAGAUCUUCGCCAAGCUGAGUAAGGAGAAAAAUUAAUUCAAUUAGUUUUUCAUUCCCCACUUUUCAUUUUUUUCACUCUCUACUAACAUUCAUUCAAUAUGUAUACUGGUCUGCGAUUGAGGCGAAAGGAUUUAUGAAUUUUUCCCCCCACCUUAUAUUAGCCCGAUGUUUGUCAUUAUCAUUAAUAUAUUUAGUCUUUUCAUUACACUUACCAUCGAAACGGGGGAGGCCCGCGGCCACUCAAUAGUUUCCACAGCGCUGUGCGUUCUGCCAAUGUGCUAAUAAGAUACUAGAUACUACGAACUCUUAGCCGCAAAUCGGCUACAAGAAGAUGAAUUGCGCGAAAGAGCGUGCCAAAGAAACCCACGCGACCAUAAAAAAAAGAA
Anopheles coustani is the source of this 2075-nucleotide messenger RNA. RefSeq names its product T-complex protein 11-like protein 2. NCBI's taxonomy places the organism in Eukaryota, Metazoa, Arthropoda, Insecta, Diptera, Culicidae. The transcript has 3 exons. Gene Ontology annotation, biological process: signal transduction. The record is from RefSeq and is a predicted model, not a curated record. The coding region runs from base 184 to 1725 and encodes 513 amino acids.